UGUUUAUACUGUUAUAAUAUUACUGCAGCUUUGAAAGAGUAUUGAAGUGGGCUUUUCUUUGUUUUCUUUAACACGAGUGUUUGGUUUCUCAAAAUUUCUAGAACCUGCGUCACUUUCUAUGGCGCCUUUCCCCUUUAUAAGAGUCCCGUGCACGAAACCAAGAAGUUAAAUAAUUCUCUAAGAAGGUGCUUUAGAGGGAAGUUAUGGUCUUGGGUUUGUGGAUUCUUACAAAAAAAACCAUAGGUCUCAUCUUGGUAAUCAAGAACAUCCAUGGAAGCAGAUAGGCUGAAACUGUUCAACAAUCUUGUUAGCUCUAAGUUCUUUCUUUCUGGAUUCUAUUGCUGGGACUGGGAAUUCUUGACUGCUCUUUUGCUUUUUAGUUGCUCUGUCUAAAGUGAACUACGCCCCAACAAGGUAAUAUAGGAUUUGUUCUUUAAUUUUUCCUCUUUUUUUUUUUCCAGUACUUACGGCAUAAGUGCACAUAGGAAGGGGGAUCUUCGCUCUUUUCUGGGGUAGAUUAGAUAUAGGUUUUUGGAGAUCUUCGUAGGGGUUUGGUGAGAGGGGUAGAUUUGGAAGAAAUGGCGCAGAGGUCGGCUCCGGCGCCGUUUUUGACGAAGACCUACCAGCUGGUGGAUGAUCCAAGCACUGAUGAUGUGAUAUCAUGGAAUGAAACCGGCACAACCUUUGUUGUGUGGAAAACUGCUGAUUUUGCCAAGGACUUGCUUCCUAACUAUUUCAAACACAACAACUUCUCUAGCUUUGUUCGCCAGCUCAAUACCUAUGGCUUUAGAAAAAUCGUGCCAGACAAAUGGGAAUUCGCCAACGAGAACUUCCGGCGAGGACAGAAGGAGCUCCUCGCUGAGAUCCGCCGCCGAAAGACAGCGGCUGCGUCUCCGACAACCCAAACCUCGCCUGCCGGAAAAUCCGGAGGCGCAUCCUCUUCGUCCAACUCCGGAGAGGACCUGGGGUCCACGUCAACGUCAUCACCGGAUUCGAAGAACCCGGGGUCGGUCGAAACUGCGGCGACACAAGUCGCCGACUUAUCGAUCGAGAACGAGCAGUUGAAGAAAGACAACGACGUCCUGAGCAGUGAACUCGAGCAAGCUAAGAAACAAUGUGGGGAGUUGAUUAAUUUUUUGACGAAGUAUGUCAAGGUGAGCCCUGAUCAAAUCAAUCGCAUCAUUGGAUGUGGUGGGUCCACGUGUAAUGGUGAGGCCGAUGUUGGCGAUAAUCAAAGUGAAGAUGAUGAUGAUGAUGAAAAUACUAGCGAUGAUACUGACCAUGAUGAUACCGAUCAUGAUGGUGACGGUGGGGAAGGGGGGGGCUUGAAAUUGUUUGGGGUUUUGUUGAAGUGUCAAAACAAGAAAAAGAGGGGCCGUGAUGAGAAAAUGGGGCUUGGGGGGGGCCGUGCAAAGGAAAUCAAGAUCUGUAAUUGAAGAAAUCGGUGGUGUGCAUGGUCAAGGAACGUGCGCCGCCUGAAGCUGAUCGUUUUUAGCCGUAAAAGGAGUAGACAGAAGGAUCUACUUCACUGUUAUUAUAAUAGAAGUAGUAGUCUGCGGUUGUAAUUGUGAUUAGUGUAAUAAUAAGGAUGGAAUGGUAAUGUAUAAUCUAGGUGGGGGUUGAAGACCGAAGGAAAAUGGGUCUGCAACCCCCUCUUCUCUUCUUUCAAGUUUGCACUGCGAAGAUGGAUUUUGUCUCUACAUAAUAACCUAAUUUCCUUUGUGAUUAAAAGUGCUGUCAUCAAUGAUUUGAUUGUUA
Populus nigra (black poplar) is the source of this 1758-nucleotide messenger RNA. RefSeq names its product heat shock factor protein HSF24. Gene Ontology annotation, cellular component: nucleus. The record is from RefSeq and is a predicted model, not a curated record. Bases 579 to 1436 code for a protein of 285 amino acids. The transcript is spliced from 2 exons. Lineage: Eukaryota; Viridiplantae; Streptophyta; Magnoliopsida; Malpighiales; Salicaceae. Gene Ontology annotation, molecular function: RNA polymerase II cis-regulatory region sequence-specific DNA binding; DNA-binding transcription factor activity. Gene Ontology annotation, biological process: regulation of transcription by RNA polymerase II.